UCCAAAAAAUGGGAAAUAGUGCAAGUGAACAUCAUCAUCAAGGAGGGCGAUUUUUUCGCCCAGAAAAUCUUUCUAAUGAUCCUACAGCAUUCCGUGUAUUUAUUAAAAAGAAAAAUAAAUUCAUUCCUGGCUGGCUUAAAGUUAAUGACGAUGAAAUACUUUUUAUGCGUGGAAGUAGCCAUUUUCAAUGUUGGUCUUUGGCACAUUUACGACGUUAUGGAUAUACUUGUUCUGGAGUUUUCUUUUUUGAAAGUGGAAGGCGUUGUGCAACAGGAGAAGGAUUACAUACAUUCCAAUCACAUCAGGCAGAAAGAAUAUUUCAUAUGGUGCAAAGCAAAAUAAAAAUUGAAGAAUAUGCGCGUUAUUCUCGUCUUGGAAGCGCAGCAUCAAAUACUAAUAAUAAUACUCCAGUCAGAGUGAAUUCAUUAGUUCCAGCCCCAUUGGCAUCUCAACGUAUUCAUCCUGUUCAAAGAUUUUCUAGCGCCCCGUCACCUUGCAAUGUCCCUACACCUACUGUGCCGACUGCUCCACCUCCUUAUACAGCCUUAUAUCAAGAAGUUCGACGCGCACAACAAAAUGCUUCUCCUUCGUGCCCUUCAGUCAUUUCAGCAGUUUCUACAACGGUUGCUGGGGCCAAUUGUUGUACAAAUAGAGUAGAGAGGCCAAGAUCGGUCGUUUCAAAUAUUGAACAUGGAACUGCUAUUCAUCCUCACCGUACAAUGCGUCCACAUGCAAUAAAUGGGAACACAAGUAGUUCAACACUUAAUCAACAUAUUCUUCAACAACAACAGCAUGGUUAUAUAACCCCUUCAAUUCCUUCACAAAUGCAUCAUUCAUUGGCUAUAUCAGCAUCAGGUUCUUGUCUAAUGGAUGCUUCAUUUCAUUCUGCACUUGAUGCAAAUGGUUCAAUAACAAAUGGAGGCAGUCCUUGGGCAAGUCAGCAACAAUUGGAGAGAGGAGAAAUUGUAAUGGAACAUGUUUUGGGCAAUAAUGAAGAUUCUGCUAGCACUGGCGGAAGACGUCGACUUCUUGGUCCUGGGAGGCAUCUGUCUUCCAAUCUACAACAACAACGUGGGACAUUACCCCUUCGUGUUCCAGUUCCACCACCAGUCCAGUCAACUUCUGAUUACAAUAACCAAAGUUUAACCCAUUCUUGUGCUGCUUGUUCUCCCUCAACUUUAUCAAAUAAUAAUAAUUGUCCUCCCCCACCACCUCCUCCACGUGAUCAAAAACGUCUAAAUACACAUGCUUAUGUUAAUAUUGAUUUAAAAACAACUAAAGGACAACCAUCAAAUUUGAGUGUUCGUGAAUUGCGACAACAACAAAAGAAUAAUACCUCAACAGAUAGAAGAAUGGAAUUUUUAAUUUCUGGACCUGGAGCGUUUCAAUUAUCUUCCCCCAAUCGUUCUUGUGCAAUAAACAACAACUCGUUACAACCUCCAUCAAUAAGUUUCAAUACAAACUCUUCAACUCCUUCCUGUUCAGCAUUUUCACCAACAUCCCCAAUGCAACAUUCUUUUCAUGCAUUUUGUCCAAUUAAUAAUAACGAAAAUUUACAACAACAAUUUCAAACAUCUCCAUAUUCUUUAUCACCUUAUCGACAACAACAAAAUCAACAACAACUUGGUUGGAAUCGUCGUGAAAUAGAAGAUCCAUGUCAUCGUUUAAUGUCUCAAUCAAUUAGUGGUGCUUUACCUCCAUCUCCUAGCGGUAUUUUUCCUUAUAAUGGAAAUGGAGGUGCCAACAAUAACGACAGUCGACAAUUGUCUUUAUAUGGAAAAACUUCGAAUAGUUUGGAACAAAUUGCAACAGGAAGAACAGCUCCAGCCCCUUUACCUUUACAAUAUUCAACAACAAAACAACAAAAUGGUUAUCGUGCCUUAAAUAGCGGCAGUAGACAACAACUUCUGCAACCUAAUAAUAAUGAAGGAGGGGGAGGAAGUAGUAGCUGUUCAACAUUAAUUACAUCUUCAACAAAUACGAUGGGAGAAGAUUUAUAA
This is a messenger RNA of Meloidogyne enterolobii, 2000 nucleotides long. The record is from the annotation of a GenBank genome assembly. Lineage: Eukaryota; Metazoa; Nematoda; Chromadorea; Rhabditida; Meloidogynidae.